This is a messenger RNA of Glycine soja, 2220 nucleotides long. Its product is annotated as cytokinin dehydrogenase 3-like. The coding region runs from base 183 to 1814 and encodes 543 amino acids. Lineage: Eukaryota; Viridiplantae; Streptophyta; Magnoliopsida; Fabales; Fabaceae. The record is from RefSeq and is a predicted model, not a curated record. The transcript has 5 exons. Gene Ontology annotation, biological process: cytokinin metabolic process. Gene Ontology annotation, molecular function: cytokinin dehydrogenase activity; FAD binding.
AUUAAAGUCCUCUUCCAUUCUAUAUAUAGCCCCUACCUCCUCCACCUCCUUUCCCCACUACAACACACAAACACCAACAACCAAAUCAAUCCAUCCACCCUAGAAACAACAAAGCACUCUCUCUUCUCUCAUUCUAUUAUCUUCUCUCAUCCUCUUAUUCUCUCCAAACCAACAAAAAAAAAAUGGUUGCUGAGAACUACCCUUCUCCCACAUACUUCAUCCUCCUGUUCAUAACCAUAACACGUUUGAUCUCCACAGUGGGCAAAACCUCCCAAUGGACGAAGGCCCUGUCGCUGCCUCCGGAACUCGCCUCCGUCUCCCUCGACGACACCAUCUUCUGCAAGCUCCGUGACGACCCAGAGGCCCUCCAGGGAAGGGCCUCCAGGGACUACGGGAACCUCGUCCGCGAGGUUCCCUUGGCAGUCUUCCACCCAGCCUCAGCGAGCGACAUCGCGAGGCUGAUCAAGCUGUCGUACAACGGCUCUGUCCCCUUCAAGAUUGCGGCGAGGGGGCAAGGGCACUCGACAAGGGGCCAGGCGAUGGCACGUGAGGGGGUGGUGGUGGACAUGGCGGGGUUCAGAGAGAGAGGGAAUGGAGUGGGGAUAAGGGUUGUGAGUAGUGUGGACCCUAAUAAUAAGAAUGGUUACUACUAUUAUGCGGAUGUUGGAGGGGAACAGUUGUGGAUCGAUGUGCUACACGCCACGCUCGAGCAUGGACUUGCACCUAUGUCCUGGACUGAUUACUUGUACUUGACGCUGGGAGGGACUCUCUCCAAUGCUGGCAUCAGUGGCCAGACAUUCCGCUAUGGUCCUCAAAUCACCACUGUCCGGGAAAUGGACGUAAUCACCGGAAAGGGAGAAUUUGUGACUUGCUCUCAGCAGACGAAUUCGGAGUUGUUUCACGCGGUUCUUGGAGGCUUAGGACAAUUUGGAAUUAUAACAAGGGCAAGAAUUGCUCUUGCGCCAGCUCCGAAGAGGGUUAAAUGGGUGAGACUUUUGUACAAUGACUUUUCUGCUUUUACCAAAGACCAGGAACAACUAAUAUCUAUCACUGGAAGGAAACAAAAUGUUUCACUGGAUUAUUUGGAAGGAUUGCUGCUAAUGCACCAAGGACCCAUAAAUAAUUGGAGAUCUUCUUUCUUCCCUUUAGCCGACCAUGCCCGAAUAAUUUCGCUAGUAACUAAACACAGCGUCCUCUAUUGCCUAGAAGUUGCCAAAUAUUAUGAUGGCCAAAAUGAAAACAAUGUGGACAAGGAACUCCAAGUUUUACUACAAGGAUUGAGCUAUAUCCCUGGAUUUUACUAUGAAAAAGAUGUCUCAUAUUUUGAGUUCUUGAAUAGAGUCCGAAGUGGAGAGUUGAAGCUACAGUCACAAGGACUAUGGGAUGUUCCUCACCCGUGGCUUAAUUUGUUUAUACCGAAAUCUCAAAUCAUGGAAUUUGACUCGGGCGUGUUCAAGAAUAUCAUCCUUAAACGAAACAUCACCACAGGACCUGUCUUGGUUUACCCCAUGAAUAGAAACAAGUGGGACAAUAGGAUGUCAGCAUCAAUACCCGACGAGGAUAUCUUCUACACAGUUGGAUUUUUGCAUUCAAGUGGGUUUGAUAAUUGGAAGGCCUAUGAUGCUCAAAAUAAAGAAAUUCUACAAUUUUGUAACGUUGCUGGGAUCAAGGUUAAGCAAUAUCUUCCCCACUAUCGCACACAAGAAGAUUGGGCAAACCAUUUUGGCCCUAAAUGGAGGACUUUUGUAGAAAGAAAACACCAGUUUGAUCCAAGAAUGAUUCUAUCACCUGGACAAAGAAUCUUUAACAAUUAAAAUAGCUUUAAAAAUAUAUAUUACCCCCCCCCCCCCCCCCCCCCCCCCCCAAAAAAAAAAAAAUUAUAUAAUAUGGUGGGACUACCCAAGUUAGCUAGCUGGCUGAUCACAAGUGUGCACAUAGGACCCAGAAUUCAGAUGAUAGCCUUUGUACUUGUUUUUGUUAAGAGGGUGGGGUUAAAAGCUGCAUGACUUUGGCAUAUAUGUAGAUCAGGUUACACAUACUUUAGAUACGUUAGGUUGACAAAAUCAUGUGUGAAAUAAGAUGCACACAGCUAGCUGUGUACCUUUCUUUCUCUCUGUCCCUCAAUUUGUCUAUCACUAAAAAGAUUUCUAUAUAGUUUAGAACCUAGUGAAGAGAAAGAAAAAACCAUUAUAUUGAGGAUUUAAUUUUAUCACGUUCUAA